Cercospora beticola is the source of this 1809-nucleotide messenger RNA. It is a transcript of the gene RFC3, whose product is annotated as replication factor C subunit 3. The record is from RefSeq and is a predicted model, not a curated record. Gene Ontology annotation, biological process: DNA repair; DNA-templated DNA replication. Gene Ontology annotation, molecular function: DNA clamp loader activity; ATP hydrolysis activity; DNA binding. NCBI's taxonomy places the organism in Eukaryota, Fungi, Ascomycota, Dothideomycetes, Mycosphaerellales, Mycosphaerellaceae. Gene Ontology annotation, cellular component: Ctf18 RFC-like complex; nucleus; DNA replication factor C complex.
GCAAGCCGCACGCAGCAUUGCACACGCCGCACCUACGCAAUCAUGUCGGACAUCGAGGAUGAAAUGGACAUUGAUGCCCCCGUCAAGGCAUCCACCGCCGACAUCACCUUCUCCUCCGCCGCAAACAGCAAAGGCAAACGUAGCGCCGCCAACCUGCCUGUGGAAGCAGAGGAUAACCUGCCAUGGGUGGAAAAGUACCGCCCUAAUUCGCUGUCGGACGUGUCAGGUCAUCACGAUAUUCUCGCCACCAUCAACAAGUUCGUCGAUUCGAAUCGGCUGCCCCAUCUGCUGCUCUACGGCCCUCCAGGAACCGGCAAGACGUCCACUGUGCUCGCUUUGGCACGUCGCAUCUAUGGCAACAAGAACAUGCGCCAGAUGGUGCUCGAGCUGAAUGCAUCCGACGAUCGAGGCAUCGACGUUGUGCGGGAACAGAUCAAAACAUUCUCUUCCACCAAGCAGAUUUUCGCGGGCAGCUUCGACAAAACGCAACGAGACGACAGCAGCAUUGCCAACUACAAGCUGAUCAUCCUCGAUGAAGCAGACGCCAUGACGAGCACUGCACAAAUGGCACUUCGGCGGAUCAUGGAGAAGUACACGGCCAAUACUCGCUUUUGCAUUAUUGCCAACUAUACGCACAAGCUCAGCCCAGCACUCUUGUCGCGUUGCACUCGAUUUCGAUUUUCGCCCUUGAAAGACGCCGACAUCCGCCAACUCGUAGAAAAGGUCAUUGCAGAAGAGAAUGUCAACAUUGAAACGACAGCGAUUGAUUCUUUGGUCACAUUGAGCAAAGGUGACAUGCGGCGUGCGCUGAACGUCCUGCAAGCUUGUCACGCUUCAUCGACUCCACUUCAUAUCCCUGGACAGCCAGUGAAAGAGAAUAAGGAUAUUCAGCGAGACCUCAUUACACAGGAAACCAUAUAUGAUUGCAUCGCUGCGCCUCAUCCAGCAGACAUUCAGACUAUCAUGAAGACGCUUCUGAACACAAAGAACGUUGGCAGCUGCAUGAACACAAUCAAUACACUCAAGAAAGCGAAAGGGCUGGCACUGGCUGAUAUCUUGACUGCGUUGGGCGAGCAGCUCAGUGAGGUAGAAGUUCCUGCUCAAACCCGAGUGGCCUGGAUGGAAGGUCUGGCCGAUAUCGAAUACCGUCUUAGUGGCGGUGGCAGCGAGAGCAUUCAGACUGGCGGUCUCAUCGGCACAGUGAGAACCGGAGUGGCCAUCAAGGAUGCGAAGGGCUGAGUGCGGAGCACGCUUCUCUUGCAUCAGGACCAUGGCAGCCUGAUCUAAGACAGGUUUUACAUUUCCACACGGCCUCACGGUAGGGCAUCGUGAGCCACCAUCAACGUUCGCUGUGAGGCGCUUCGAGGACGGGAGUGCCUGGGCUGCGGAAGCCCACCGCAAGGCUGUGCAACGCCUCGCUACUCUUGAUUAGCUUUGAGGACUUUACCUGGUAUAUCAUUCCUCGGGGAGAAAUUGGCUUGCGAAGAGCAAUACGGCAUCAAGCUCGCCAAAUUCCGGCCGGAAUUGCCAACACAGGGUGGAGGUACUCGCCCAGACGACCAGUGAUGGACGACGUACGAAGACACAAUGAGCGCCAGGAUACUCAUUGGCUUUCAUAUGGCACCGCACACAUGACUUGGAAGCACGUUCUAGACAUGCACUUUCAUGCGAGCGACUGACUCUGACCGACUGAACCCUCUCAAGCGCAGCUUCAAGAAUAGCAAUGGCUUUGUAAAAGGCUCAUCGACCAGACCGGAGUCAAUUAUCAAUACAUUUUGUAGUCGAGAAAUCACAUUCGACCUGUGAAAC